Brachypodium distachyon (stiff brome) is the source of this 1813-nucleotide messenger RNA. Its product is annotated as E3 ubiquitin-protein ligase Os03g0188200. The record is from RefSeq and is a predicted model, not a curated record. The transcript has a single exon. NCBI's taxonomy places the organism in Eukaryota, Viridiplantae, Streptophyta, Magnoliopsida, Poales, Poaceae. The coding region runs from base 424 to 1575 and encodes 383 amino acids.
AAACCCAAAGAAAAGGGUCGUGUAGCGGCAUUGCACGCUUUGAUGGAACAUGUCGUCGUCGGCCAAUCAGAAGCUCGAUAUCGGUCAGCGGGCACCGCCCAUUGCUCGUCGAUCGACCCCCUCACGACGGCUUCCUGCUGACCUGUGGUCCCCCGAAACACAUUCUCCCGCACGUACGCACGCAUCCCUAUCCCGUACUUUUUUUUGACAGGUCCUAUCCAGUACUUACGUUAUACGCAUUGCACCCGGCGCAAUUAACCUCCCGUUUGUACCAAACAAAAACACUUCCCCUUUGCGCGAGCUUCUAAAGAAAUCACAUUCGAUCCGUUCCUUCAAAAGCCUCCUAUCAUACUCUAACAAUCUUGUCCAGUGAUCCAGUCCACCGCCGGCGCCUCAGUCUGCCAGGGAGAUCGACUUACGGCGAUGGCUCGCGGCCAGACCACCGAGAUCACAGUACUUCUCCUCCUUUUCGGGCUGCUCUUCUUAUCGGCCACGCGCGCAUCUCUGGCGCAACAACAACAAAGCAACGGCAGCAGCACGAGCACGAGCACGAGCCCGAGCCACGGCGGCAGGACCGCCGGCGGGUUCACGCCGACGACCGUGGUGGUGCUCGUGGUGCUCAUCUCCGCCUUCGUCCUCCUCACCCUCUUCUCCAUCUACAUCAACCGCUGCGCCGCCCACCGCCCGCGCCGCGCCUUCGCCGCCCCUCGUCCUCGGGUCGCGGCGGCGGCAUCCUUCGACGCCGCCACGCAGUACUCCGCGGGCCGCCCCCGCGGCCUCGACAGGGAGCUCGUGGAGGCCUUCCCCACGGCCGUCUACGGCGACGUCAAGUCCCGCAUGGCGACCAACAAGUCGGGCCCGCUCGAGUGCGCCGUCUGCCUCGCCGAGUUCGACGACGCCGACGAGCUCCGGAUCCUCCCGGCCUGCUGCCACGUGUUCCACCCGGGCUGCAUCGACCCCUGGCUCGCAGCCGCCGUCACCUGCCCGCUCUGCCGCGCCGACCUCACAGUCACUGACCCCCCCGCCGCCGACCUCACGACAGAUCCGGAGAUACCGAUGGUCCAGGAAGAGGAGGAGGAGUGCGCGGCGGCGCCAUCGCCGGUUUCGAGCUCCUUCAUGCCGGAGUCCGAGACCUGCUACAGCACGACGUGGAGGCACGAGUUCACGGGCGCGGAGGGCGCCGAGUGCUGCUACCGGUACCGGAGGACGCUGUCGGCCAUGGACGCCGCGCCGGACCGGCACACGCUCCGGCUGCCCGACCACGUCAUGAAGGAGCUCGCGGCCGUCCGGAGGCACCGCCGGGCGGCCAGCCUCGCCGAGUACACGAACGCCGCGGCCGCGGAGAGGACGACGCCCGGGUGGCUCGCGUCCUUCUUGCGGUCCAUGUCGCGGCAGCGGCAGCAGAGCAGGGCCGACUCUGGCUCGGACUACGCCGCCGGGGAGGAACAACAACAACAACAACACGGCGGCAGCAAACAGAUUUAUCCCGUGGCCGGAGAAAAACCCGGGGGGUCUGGGUCCGGUGGGGGGGACGAGAAGAAGUGCUCCGACGUUGACGCGUUAAACCGGGUUUGAUCUUUUCGUUCUUGUAUGUAACCUUCGUCUCGGUUCCUUAUGCAUGAUGCACCGGUAAGGUACAAACAAGUAUAAACACCAUGACGAAUAGAAAAUUUUUGGGGCCUGAUUGGGAUUGGCGUUGUCUCGCCCGGCAUUCCAUGACUCGUAAUCCCUUACCAUGCACCUGGACCUGGUGCAUGCAUGUGAUUUUCGGAUAUGCGUUACAGCGUCUCGAAUUAAUUCUGCCAUUAAUUUA